Zychaea mexicana is the source of this 1010-nucleotide messenger RNA. RefSeq lists its product as uncharacterized. The transcript is spliced from 3 exons. NCBI's taxonomy places the organism in Eukaryota, Fungi, Mucoromycota, Mucoromycetes, Mucorales, Lichtheimiaceae. The coding region runs from base 1 to 765 and encodes 254 amino acids. The record is from RefSeq and is a predicted model, not a curated record.
AUGAACGACGAGCGCUAUAACAAGGACAAACACAAGACAAAUAAGCAGACCAUCGCUUUACCAAACAACAACAACAAUCUGCUCGUAUCCACUUCGGUGGCUCUCGUCAAGACGCAAUUAUACGAAUGCUGGCUACAAGUAUACGGGCCGUUAUUCUGGAUUGUGUCAGCAAUGCUGUGCUUGUGCUCCACUACAACUAGAACUAUUACUACCGCAACCGAGGCCAACUGUAAUCGUAGCAGUCGCCGUAGCAGUAAUUCUAGUACAUCAACAGCCCUACGCUCUUCUGAAGCACGGCGACGCAGCUCACACCAGCAGCAGCAGGAUUUCGUCAAAGCCGUUACGCCUAAAUUAAAUGUGCCAGCAUCAGCUCCGCAACCCAAAAAGUCCCUCAGACGAUCCUUGAAGCUUCACAUGCAGUCCCUCAAGCAUUCGUUAAACGAAGUUGUCAUGCGCACCGCACGUCUCAGGCGAAGCAACAAGAGACGCACGAGUGCUGCUUGCUCUUUUGCUACCUCCAGUACUGGUACUACUGACGAGCCAUCACCUGUGCACCCGCUAGAUGCGGACACACAGCAACAGCAACAGCAACAGCAACAACGGUCAACGAGAAGGAGGAGAAAGUCGUUCGCAGGCUACUAUUCAAGCCAUCCAAUUUUCAACCCUUUUCGGCGCAAGACGGCACCUGAGCUUGUCGACUGCAGUAUUGAUGAUAAUAACAAUAGUAACAGUUGUGGUAUCGCAACCAAAGAACCACAACUCUAAUUAACUUUCACCUCCCCCUCCCCACGUGCUGUAGAUCUACAUAAUGUCGGUUUUUCUUUCUACCCCUUCCACACUGCUCUUCACGCUAUUGGUACAAUCCCCCUCCAAAUCCAUACCCAAACCUUCAUUCUUAUUAAUGGCGACAACAAUAAUGAUGUUGAACCCAAAAAAAAAGACUAGAUCCAUACACGUGUUUGUAUUAUUCUUCGUAAAGAACGAUGAUGGUUCUUAUCUCUUUGGCGGCG